Messenger RNA from Dibothriocephalus latus, 282 nucleotides. Lineage: Eukaryota; Metazoa; Platyhelminthes; Cestoda; Diphyllobothriidea; Diphyllobothriidae. The record is from the annotation of a GenBank genome assembly.
GGUCGCCCUUUGGUGUUGCACGCUGGAGGCCGAAACUUGUUUCGAGUCCGCGCUGGAGACUUCUAUCAAUGCGACUCCGAACAUCGUCUGCUGUUGACAAGCCCACCGGCUGAUCUCACGGCCUCGAAAACCUCGCGGACCGCUUCUAGGGAGCCCUUCGUCGUCGAUAACGUAUCCCGAUCGGCUAAUGACUACGGCAUUCGAGCCAUGCUCUCCACUCGGAAUCUCCGAUUGCAGGUCUUCAGCGAUUAUAAUGAUGAUGAAUUCACUGGAUCAGGUUAG